Messenger RNA from Entelurus aequoreus (snake pipefish), 4815 nucleotides. Its product is annotated as homeobox protein Meis2-like. Bases 139 to 1434 code for a protein of 431 amino acids. NCBI's taxonomy places the organism in Eukaryota, Metazoa, Chordata, Actinopteri, Syngnathiformes, Syngnathidae. The record is from RefSeq and is a predicted model, not a curated record. Gene Ontology annotation, molecular function: RNA polymerase II cis-regulatory region sequence-specific DNA binding; DNA-binding transcription activator activity, RNA polymerase II-specific. Gene Ontology annotation, biological process: eye development; positive regulation of transcription by RNA polymerase II; brain development. The transcript has 12 exons.
CGCGUCUGACUGCUUUUCGUUCUUCCACGGGAGUACAACUGUUGUAUGGAAUAGAAUUGCGCACUUUGGGGAUUUUAACAUUUUCACUGCUUUUUUAUUUUCCUUUUUUAUUGACACGCUUGGCAAUUGCGCACAGCUAUGGCGCAAAGGGUAAGUCAAAUAUUCAUUUGGAUAAUUCUUAUUUUUCUUAUUAUUUUUCUUGUUUUGUCAAUAUUAUUAAUAUUAUUAUUAUUGUGUUAUUCUUUCCACUCCCGCCAGUACGACGAGUUGUCUCAUUACGGAGGCGGGAUGGACGGAGUCGGAGUGCCCGCCUCCAUGUAUGGGGACCCGCACGCCCCGCGGCCCCUGGCCCAGGUGCACCACCUGAACCACGGGCCCCCGCCGCACCCCACGCAGCACUACGGAGCGCACACGCCGCAUAGCAUCAUGGCGGGAAGCAUGGCGGGCAGCAUGGGCAGCGCCGUCAACGACGCGCUGAAGCGAGACAAGGACCAAAUUUAUGGUCAUCCAUUAUUUCCACUUCUCGCCCUGGUGUUUGAGAAGUGCGAGCUGGCCACGUGCACGCCCAGAGAACCAGGAGUGGCGGGAGGAGAUGUUUGCUCCUCAGACUCCUUCAAUGAAGACAUAGCAGUGUUUGCAAAACAGAUCCGCGCUGAGAAGCCUUUAUUUUCGUCAAACCCAGAAUUGGAUAACUUGAUGAUUCAAGCCAUCCAAGUGCUACGCUUUCAUCUACUGGAGUUAGAGAAGGUCCACGAGCUCUGUGAUAACUUUUGCCAUCGCUACAUCAGCUGCCUGAAGGGCAAAAUGCCCAUCGACCUGGUCAUCGAGGAGCGAGACGUUUGCAAGUCGGACUUUGACGACCUGUCGGGAUCCUCUACCAACCUUGGAGAUCAUAACCCAGCAUCCUGGAGAGACUUGGACGACGCCCACUCGACACCCUCGGUAGGGACCCCGGGCCCGUCCAGUGGGGGACACGUCUCUCAGAGUGGAGACAACACAAGUGAACUCGGAGACGGCCUAGACAACAGCUUAGCGUCACCGGGCACAGGAGAUGAAGAUGACCAGGACAAGAAGAGGCAGAAAAAAAGAGGCAUCUUCCCCAAAGUGGCUACAAACAUAAUGAGGGCAUGGCUAUUUCAGCACCUUACGCACCCGUACCCCUCAGAGGAGCAGAAGAAACAACUAGCACAAGACACAGGCCUCACUAUCCUUCAAGUUAACAACUGGUUCAUCAAUGCAAGGAGGAGAAUAGUUCAGCCUAUGAUUGACCAGUCCAACAGAGCAGUGAGUCAGGGUACAGCUUACAGUCCAGACGGCCAACCCAUGGCAGGUUUCGUCCUUGACGGGCAACAGCACAUGGGUCUACGACCUGGAGGACCAAUGGGAGGCAUGGGCAUGAACAUGGGCAUGGAUGGACAGUGGCACUACAUGUAAUCUUCUCCUCUGAGGCCAGCAUCAAUAACAGGGUAAAGCUUCCAUGGUCGGCUCAGGGACGUUCUUCAUGCAGCUGCGGAGCUUUGCAGCUGCCAAUCAUACCUACGUGACCACCCUCACGCCCCCGUCGUCUUUGUUGCCCUGUGGCUGCACACACGUAUCGAGAGGUCAAACCAUCCAUGUCCACUUCAAGAACACUGAAAGACUGUUGACUGUUGAACUCCAAUGGGGAAAAAAAAGACUUCAUUCAGAGGAGAACAGUCAUAUCCUACUCCUACUUAAAUUAUUUAUUUAUUUUUAUACCACACUGCUCCUUUUUUUUUCUUUUCUUUUUGUCGGUCUCAUCUUAACGAGAAGCUUUACCACCAAACCAGGACAACAGCAAGGGUGUUCAAAGUGCGGCCCCCGGGGGACAUUUGCAGCUCUUUUGUUGUCGCGUCCAGAAAUACCAUCCAUCCAUCCAUCCAUCUUCUUCCGCUUAUCCGAGGUCGGGUCGCGGGGGCAGCAGCCUAAGCAGGGAAGCCCAGACUUCCCUCUCCCCAGCCACUUCGUCCAGCUCCUCCCGGGGGAUACCGAGGCGUUCCCAGGCCAGCCGGGAGAGAUAGUCUUCCCAACGUGUCCUGGGUCCUCCCCGUGGCCUCCUACCGGUCGGACGUGCCCGAAACACCUCCCUAGGUAGGCGUUCGGGUGGCAUCCUGACCAGAUGCCCAAACCACUUCAUCUGGCUCCUCUCGAUGUGGAGGAGCAGCGGCUUUACUUUGAGCUCCUCCCGGAUGACAGAGCUUCUCACCCUAUCUCUAAGGGAGAGCCCCGCCACCCGGCGGUCCAGAAAUACCAUUAAAGACAAACAUUAGAUAUUAUUAGGGCCACAUUAUCAUCGAUUUCAUGAUAACAACAUGGGGAUGUAGCUUUUUUAUGUAUAAUAUUUCACUUUUUACAAUUGAUUUCUGUGUAUUUCAUUAACAGAAAGGUGAAAUAUAUAAAACAUUCUUCAUUUUUUUGUAUGCCACCCUCCAUGGAAAACGUUUGGACACACCUGAUUUACACACACACGCACAAACACACACAUAAACACUACGGGAUAUGUUUGACAUUGGAAUUGUUGUGCUGUAUAUAUUUGUGCUUGUUUCUUUUGUAUAUUGCUCUAAUUCCCUUGCAUUUUCUUUUUGUAUGUGACUCUAGUAAAACAUAAAUUUGUGUUUUAAUGAAUUCAAAAACACAGCGUGGGAAAGUCUGCACUAAGCCCACAAUGUUUAAAUGUUUGUUUGUUUUUGUUUCACUGCUAACGUAUUCCGUCAAGGCGCCAGCUUUUCCUACUUUAAUGACGCUCCUUGAACGCACCGCCGGUGCAGAGCGCUGAAGUAAAUAUUAUGAAUAAUAUAUUUGAAUUUACUUUCUCUCCCCGACACGGAUGGACUCUUUUUUUUUUUUUUUAAAUCUCUCAGCUUUGUUCCUGAAUUGUGAAGCCGUGCGUCGAAAAAGCGCACAGCCUAAUAAAAUCAACUCAAUGCAGAAAACAGGUGUUUGACUUGAACACAUUUAAUUUUAAUUUUUUUAAUUUAAUUUUAUUUUUUUCAGUUACAAUCUUUUAAUGUACAAUUUAAAAACAACAACAACAACAACAAAAAACUAAAUGACUUAAAUAUUGAACCGUCAUUCAUCCUCUCAGUUUUUUUUAUGUAGGGAAAGUCACGUGACCGACCCGGAAAUUAGCCAAAAUUGUGUCAGGUAAACGAUCUCGUUUUUCUUCUUUUUUUUUUGUUUUUUUUUGCCAUUACAGCUAUUUAAAAAACAUUGAACAUUUGUAAUGCUUUUGAUAGAAUGUCAAAUAUCACAAGUCAAAGGGACAAGCGGUAGGAAAAUGGAUGGAUGGAACUGUUCUUCUAAUGAAUUCACAGCAAACAAGCUAGCAAAAAAAAAAAAAGCUGAGUCACAAUAGCAAAAAUGCUAAAUUACACACAAUAAAGGUCACUGUUUUAAUGGUUUAGCAUAUAAAUGUUCUUUGUUCAAUUAAUUUGUACUACAUUCAAAUGAGGAAUACAUUCAUCAUGAAUUCGUCAAUGUGACAUGUACAUUAUGUAACAUAUCCAGCUUUCACAUAGAUUAUGCUGUGGUUUAGUUUAUUAGGACAGUAUUAAAUAAUUACAUGUUUUACACAUUAAAUGUUUACAAUUGCACAAUUCAACACGAGCUUAUUUGCGUCACAAUGACCAAUAGUUUAUUUAAUUUUAUAAUUUUAAUUCAGUGGAGAAAAAAAUCGUAUUUAGGACAAAUAUUAAAACGUCUUCCAUGUUCAGGCUAAGGACCAAAUGGGGCCUAAAUCAGUGCUUUUAAAUAUAAUAAUAAAGGAAUGGGAUGUGGGGAAAGAGGUUUUGUAUUAAAGAUGGAGAGAUCUCUCGUGGGUGUUGGAGGAAAAAAGAAGAGGUCGACGUAUUUGUGUUUGGGUUCGAUAGCAGACGUGAUUGCAGUGGUGUGUUAUUGGAUUGCUAGUGACAGACAUGAUGGAUGCGCCUUCACUAAUUCUAACAUGCUGCGGCUUUUUUCUUUGUGCGCGUGCGCGUGUUUCAUUCAAUGUCCGCGUGUGCGUGGGUGUUUUAAUUUUACGCGUGGGCGUGCGCGUUUCAUUUCCUGUGUGAGAGACGUGACCAAAAAAAAAAAAAAAAAAAAUGUCGGCAUGGUGUUUUUUCGUUCCCCCAUUUUCAAAAACACGACAAUAUGUUUUUAAACGUUGCUGGUUGCUUUUGUGAGGCAAUUAAAGGAAAUAAAAUAUUAUGCUCAAAGAGCGCAGAGGAGGUCGUUUAUCAGUGUCACGCCGCAGCGUGUCCUCAUUGCACCCACGACCCAGAAAGAAUAUAAACACGCUGAUAAAUAUUCAUUUUACAUGGCAACAAUAAAUAGAAACGAAUACAAAAUUGUUAUUAUUUUUCAAUAAGUAAAAAAAAACUAAUUAUUAUUCUCACCGCAUGGGUUACCCACAUAUGCGGUCCUCUCCAAGGUAUCUCAUAGUCAUUCACAUUGACGUCCCACUGGGGUGAGUUUUCCUUGCCCGUAUGUGGGCUCUGUACCGAGGAUGUCGUUGUGGCUUGUACAGCCCUUUGAGACACUUGUGAUUUAGGGCUAUAUAAAUAAACAUUGAUUGAUUGAUAUAAGUUAAUAUUUAUUGUCACAUCUCACGAUUAUUUGUAUUUUAAUUAUAACGCUAUUAUGAUUAUAUUUAUUGUAAUUAACAUUAGCCAACUCUUAUUGUUAUUCUUAUUAAUGUCAUAUUAAAUUGUUAUUUAAAUUCUGACUUCAAGCAAAAUAAUUAGAUCGAUAAAAUACCGCAGGAUAAACAUUGAGGGUUUUAAAAACAAUAAAUUCCCCCUAAAACAUCAAAUGAAU